CCAGCGAGCAUUAACUGCUUCCACAUCUAUCAAACUCCGAUCCAACAUUUAAAGUUCCUUCAUGCAUGGCAUCUAGUACGUACGUUAUAUAAGCCCAUGCUCUUUCAUAUAUUUAUAUCCCUACAACUAGAGUAGUAGUAGAGUAGCAAUGGGAGAGGGAGAAGAAAAGGAAGACGUAACAGUGACAUGGCAGAAUUUGUGGGUUACUGUUGCAGAUGGAAACAAAAGGAAACCAAUUCUGCAGGGUCUCACCGGUUAUGCUCAACCGGGGAAGCUUUUGGCCAUAAUGGGUCCUUCUGGCUGUGGCAAAUCCACACUUCUUGAUGCCUUAUCAGGGAGAUUAAGCUCUAGCGUCAAACAGACCGGUAAAAUUUUAAUCAAUGGCCACAAACAAGCACUGGCUUAUGGAACUUCGGGAUAUGUAACACAAGAUGAUGCUAUGCUGUCAACUUUGACCGCUGGGGAAACUUUAUACUACUCAGCUCAGCUCCAGUUUCCAGAUUCCAUGUCCACUUCUGAGAAGAAGGAACGAGCUGAUAUAACACUGAGGGAAAUGGGACUCCAAGAUGCCAUUGACACAAGGGUUGGAGGAUGGGGUUCUAAAGGCCUAAGUGGUGGACAAAAGAGGAGACUCAGCAUCUGCAUUGAGAUCCUAACACGCCCAAAGCUUCUGUUUCUUGAUGAACCAACAAGUGGACUUGAUAGUGCAGCUUCCUAUUAUGUCAUGAAAAGAAUUGCAAGCCUAAGCCUAAGGGAUGGCAUCCAAAGAACUAUUGUUGCUUCAAUCCAUCAACCUAGUAGUGAAGUCUUUGAACUCUUCCAUGAUCUCUGUCUUCUGUCUUCUGGUCAAGCAGUAUAUUUUGGUCAAGCGUCUCAUGCUAAUCAGUUUUUUUCUUCAAAUGGCUUUCCUUGCCCAGCUCUCCACAAUCCCUCUGAUCAUUACUUAAGGAUCAUAAACAAAGAUUUUGACCAAGAUGUUGAAGAAGGUUUUGGAUUCGGAGUUACUGCUGAAGUAGCAAUUGACAUCCUUGUAAAGUCUUAUGGGUCAUCUGAGAUUAAAAACCAAGUUAAUAAUGUAGUGGCAACAAUAACUGAAAGUGUAAGUUCAUGUUACAUUCCUUACCUAUAUCUCUAUGCCAAAUAUGAAAAACUAACCUUUGCAUACCUACAGAAUUCAGGAGCAGUUGGGAAGAAGAGGGUCAAUGCCACAUUCCUCACUCAGUGCCUCGUUCUUAUGAGAAGAUCUUCGCUGCGAUUGUUUCGCGACUUGAGCAAUUACUGGUUGCUUCUUGUUGUCUUUAUUGCAGUAGCUAUUAGCAUGGGUUCCAUGUUCUAUAACAUUGGCUCAAGUAAUGGAUCAAUUCAAGGAAGAGGGUCUCUGCUUACUUUUUUGAUAUCAACUCUGGCUUUCAUGGCUCUUAUUGGUGGAUUCGCUCCAUUAAUGGAGGAAAUGAGGGUAUUUGAAAGAGAGAGACUAAAUGGUCACUAUGGUAUUAUUGCUUUUCUCACAGGCAAAAUAUUCUCAGCACUUCCAUAUAUGCUAAUGAUUUGUCUAAUUCCUGGAGGAAUAAUAUAUUACCUCUCAGGGCUGCAGAGAGGUUUAGAACACUUUGUGUACUUUGCUUCUGUUCUGUUUGCCAUUGUGCUUUGGGUUGAGAGCCUCAUGAUGGUUGUGGGGAGUAUGUUCCCCAAUUUCGUAACCGGCAUGAGCAUUGCCGGCGGAAUUCAAGGACUAACCAUCUUAACUGGUGGAUUCUACAGGCUGCCAAACGAUCUUCCAAAACCAUUUUGGAAAUACCCCUUUUACUACCUUUCAUUCCUUAAGUAUGCUUUCCAAGGAUCUUUCAAGAAUGAAUUUGAAGGCUUAAAAUUUUCCAUGGAACAAGGUGGAAGUGCAAAAACCAUUGUUAGUGGUAGAGACAUUUUGACAAACACAUGGCAGGUGGAAAUGGGGCAUUCCAAGUGGGUUGAUCUUGCCAUCAUGUUUGGGAUGAUUCUUGUUUAUAGGGUUGUGUAUUUGGCUAUUACAAAAAGCAAGGAGAAGUUGAAACCUCUUGCUGCUUCCAUUAACAAUCACCCAACAAAAGUUUUCACGAGAGAGAUUAGAAUUAAUGAUAGAGCAAGCCCUGUAUCUGAAAACCAUGCUAUCUUAGAAUAAGCUACUUGUGCUUGAGUUCAACCUAUCUUGCUCAAGUAAAUAAGCCUUUCGUUCUCAAUGUUUCAUUAUGUUAUAUCAUAUUUUUGUCAACAUAACAACGAUUUAGCUUCUCUUUCUCUUAA
This is a messenger RNA of Arachis ipaensis, 2280 nucleotides long. RefSeq names its product ABC transporter G family member 1. Gene Ontology annotation, cellular component: membrane. Gene Ontology annotation, molecular function: ATP hydrolysis activity; ATP binding; ABC-type transporter activity. The record is from RefSeq and is a predicted model, not a curated record. NCBI's taxonomy places the organism in Eukaryota, Viridiplantae, Streptophyta, Magnoliopsida, Fabales, Fabaceae.